AUGAGACGGGAGAUGGAGGGCGAAGGGAUUAUUGAGAAGUCAGUUGGAAUAGGUAGCAUUACGGAAGAAGGUUGGUUCAUUCCCAAGUUCACCUUGGCGCAUGAUCCCUCUCUGGCUAGCUAUGCUGGUCUGAUGGGACCAGAAAACCGCCAGAAGCUGGCAAAUACCUUUAAAAGGCCCACAAAAUGGAACGAUUACUGCCUACUUGUUUCUCCCGACCACUGCAACACUCCUGACAGCGUGGCACAGCGGCCACCCACAGUUGAAGAAGAGUCCAGUUACUUUGUGGAAGGUUCCUACACAGGCUACUUUCGAGCCACAGAGAAGAACAAUUGUGACCUGAACAACUCCACAUUCAAUUGCACUGGCGAGUUUAUUGACUAUCCUUGUGGUUGGACCAGUUAUGCUUAUGCCAUGACCCAUCAUUUGGAUAUUGCCUUGGAAGGAAGUGGGGAUGAACCUGUCAUCCAUGGAUACUCAUACCGGGAAAUGGGUCAAAUCUGGGCUGCUGCCAAUGCCACAAGAUCUCAUGUGAUGAUGCAGUCAUGGAAGCCUGAUACGCUAUACCAAUCAUGGGUUGGCACUGAAGCUGCCUGGGUGAGGGUAGAUUUGCCCAUGCCCACAUUGGAAUGCCUUGAGAACCGUCCACCAAGGGAACUCCGCUGCGAUCCUGAGGCUGACCCCACAGAGCGAUUUGGGUCCCCUUUGGGCACUUGUGACUAUCACACAUCCUUACUUGAACGGAUGGUGGUGAAGAAGUUGCACACUGAAACGUUUGACCCAUCCAUUUCACCAGAAAAGCGUAGCCCUGGCUAUGACCUCAUUCGAUCGUUCACAAUCAAUGAGCUCCAAAUGGGGCAAAUCAUGGACUACUGGACAAAAAUGGAAGAUCCAAGAGAGGCCACCUGUCAAUGGGUUGUGGACAACUUUGAUGCCUUGGUAACCACUGUUCCACUCACUUAUCCACGCACUAUCGAGGCAAUGAACGACCAUCUGGAAGGUCCUCUUUUCUAUGCAUCACUUACUCUUGCCAUCCUAUCUGUUGCAACGGUUCUCACAGCUGCUGUUGUGACCCAUUGGAAGAGGGAUACCAGAGCAAUUCAGUUUGCUCAGAUUGAGUUUCUUUGGAUUGUAUUGACUGGUCUCCUCAUGGUUUCAAUUGGAUCUAUGAUCAUGGUUUUGCCAGUCCGUAGUGAUGGGAUUUGUGUUGCAACUGUGUGGUUGGUGGUUCUGGGAUCCACCUUUGAGCUUAUUCCACUCCUUGUAAAAGUGUCAGCUUUGAACCGCCUGAUGCGGGCUGCCAAGAAGAUGAAACGUGUAAAGCUGGAAAGGGGCUGGCUCUUUGGCGCUGUGUUUGUGAUCGCCUUUGCUGUGGCCAUGUUUUUGGUGGUUUGGACGGUGGUCGAUCCCUCCAAGCGAUCCAUUGCCCAUGAACUAACGAUGGAGGAGGCAGAGGCGGGUGAAACCAUUGUGGCUGCCCGGUGCUAUUGUGCCUCUGAAUCGGAUGGUUGGCGUUACACCUGGGUGGCAGUGAAUAUGGCCAUGCUGAUUUGUGCCACAGUCCUGGCUGUCCAGACAAGGAAUGUCCGAGAUGAGGUGAACGAGUCUCUCACAAUGUCGCUGAUGAUUUAUUCCCAUUUUCUCUUUAUGGUGCUUCGAGUGGUGUUGGUUGCCAUUGAGAGCAUCGCUGACAUUUGGAAACUACCUCUUUACCAGAGCAUUCUCUUUAGCCUGGAUGCCAUGUUCUCUUGCAUUCUCUACUUCUUCCCAAAAUUCUUUGUUCAACCAAAGUCACCAACCUCGCGUGUCAGUGCAGGAACGUUUCAACCCAUGGCUUCCUUUGGUUCUAGUGCGGGGCACAACUCCGCGUUGGCGAGUCAGGCGCAGUGGUCUCUUGACUCGAGUCUCCAUUCGGCAAAGACGGGCCGCUCUGCAAGGAAGCGUCCUUCCUCCGGGAUUAUGGAUCUCUUUGACAACCAGAAUACCAAAGAAGAAUCAGCGGAAUGUAGGGAUGAAGCGCUUUCUCGUGCGGCAGAAUCGCCGGUAGAUGUACCAGCUGUUGAGCCCGUGGAGCCUACUACCGAGAGCACAGCUGCUAAGCCCGAGGAGGCUUUUACCGAGAACAAAACUGCUAAAAUACAUGAUUCGAUAAGCAGAACACAGGAAGAUGUCACAGAUUCUGAGCGCUCGAGCUUUAUUUUCAUGAAGCUUCAUCAUCAAGAGAAGCUGCGGCUCUCCGUGGAGAGAGAAGCAUAG
This is a messenger RNA of Seminavis robusta, 2256 nucleotides long. The record is from the annotation of a GenBank genome assembly. NCBI's taxonomy places the organism in Eukaryota, Bacillariophyta, Bacillariophyceae, Naviculales, Naviculaceae.